UGCUAUGGCAAAAUUCAUCAGCUUGAUGGACUAUUGACCAGCACAUGUCCUUCAGUGUUCAUAGUAAACACAAAUUGUUUUCAUGCAUUUGCACAACAUCUCUAAAGUGCAUGCACAGGGACUAGACAGAGAGCAUAUUUCUCCUAUCACUGGCUCCCAGUUAGAUCCAGAAUCUAUUCUGAAAUCCUUCUCCCCACAUACAAGGUCUUGAAUAAUCAGGCCUUAUCUUUUGUUGAAGACUUCAUAGUACCGUAUCACCCCAAUAGAGCACUUCACUCAGACUGAUAGCUUACUUGUGGCUAUUUAGAGAUCGAAUAGGAGGCAGAGCCUCCAGCUUCCAGUUUGGGUUCGGGAGAUAAACACCCACUCUACUUUUAAGAUUAGGCUUAAAACUUUCCUUUUAUAUAAAGGUUACAGUUAGGGCUGGAUAAGGUGACCCUGAACCCUCCUUUAACUAUGCUGCAAUGGUCUAGGCUGCUGGGGGCUCCCGUGAUGCACUGAGCCUUUCUUUUUCACUCGCUAUGUGUUUAUAAAUCACUCCGUAUUUCACCAUUAGUUAUUAUUAAUCUCUGGCUCUCUUUCACAGUGUGUCAAACUCACUCGCAACAAAGGACACGUUUUACAUAUUGUUUUUAAUCUAGGCCUGAACAUCAAGUCCAUUUAUUCUGACCACUUGUGUGUUCUUUUUUAUUCACUUACGAUUUGAACCCUGUUACUGGUUAUCAUAUAAAUACAGAAAAAUAUUUUUUAUCAUCUUUCUGCACAUCUUUCUGUUGUUUUUAACACUGAAAAUGCCUUUCCCCUUCCCUGGACAGCCAUGUAAAUCCAACCGUGCAUUCUUUUAAUGAUCACUGUUUUAAAUAAGGUAGCUCCUUUUAAAACCAGAAAUGCUCCCUCUGCUAACUCCUUACCCUGGAUGAGUAACAGUAUUAAUAAUUGAUAGCAUUCAACAGUGGAACGUUUGGACCAGGCAGACGGUGUGGUAGAUGCCUUGAUUAUUAUAAUUUACUGUCUUAAAAGUUGAAAAAAGGAGACAGUCAUAGUUCUUUAAGUUUGUGAAGACAUUUCACUUCUUAUCCAAGAGGCUUCUUCAGUUAUAAAAAGAAAAACUGCAAAGUCCUACAUCUUUAACCCCAACUGGGUUUUUUUCCCUUGGAGGAUCAUGUGUUUUACCACAAGAGCCAAGGUGUGAAAAAGUUAAGGAUGAAACCACUCAAAGACAUCGCUCCGUGCUAUGGCUUAUUGAGGUCACCUGAGGCAUGGUGUGAGUGGGGAUUGAAGCUUCUGGGAAGGGUUCUCAAGACUGCAUAGUAGGUGGCUGACAGCUGGUGUCAUAAGUCACAACCUCUGUUCAGUGAGGGUUGUGCACAGCUGAUAUAGAUAGCCUCCUUAUUCUAUUGGUUACCAGGCUCCAAACUGGGAGCUGUGGAGCUGUAGAAGUUGGUUCCACUUGAAUAAAAUUGAGUUGAACUGAACUGAAAUGAGGUGCUACGCCUUUGUAGAAGUCAUCCCUGGAUUUCUUAAAAGUGAUUCAGAAUGCUGCUGCAAGGCUUCUCACCACACCCCCAUGUGACGCUGAUUCUGUCUUCCUUAUGCUGACUCCCAAUAAAGUUUAACGUUCGAUUUAAAUUGUGCUGAUCACUAUCACAGCCCUCGAGUGCUUCUAUUUGUCACUGACCUGCUACAUCCAUACCCAACGUCUGAGGUCUGCUGAUCAAUGCUUCUGGCCCCCAGUUUGUGGAACUCUUUCUUUGGACCUAAAAUCUGUGGAUGCUGUUAAUACCUUUGAAAAGAAACUCAAGACUCCCCUGUGAUGGCAUGCCUUUAUUUAGUUUUAUCUGUUUAUAGAAUUUUAGUUGUUGUAUCUUAUUCUGUAAAACACUUUGUGACCUUGCUUCCUGUAAAGCUCUAUAUAAACAAACCUUACAUACUUACUUCCUCGUGGCUUUAAGUUUAGAGUGAACUUCUCUCAAAGUCCUCAGUCACCUUGGGCUGUCAUCGGCUGGAUGCAGCACCAGCAGCAGCAUAUCACCCCUCACCUGACGAGAGAAGCUUUCCAGCCCGUGCCUGCCUUACCUCUUUGUCCUUUGUUUGGACUGUUGGGGAGAAGCCAGUUCCUCUCGUGUAAGUGUAUGUUGGAGCAAGGGGAGAAAGGAGUGGGGGGACAGGGGCAAUAAAGAAAUGGAUCAUGUUAAAGAGGCGUAUUAAGCCACAUUAGAGAAGACAUUUAAAAAAUGAAGGAAAUUGCAGGAAGACAAAAAUUGGAAAUUGAGUUUGGCGAGAUCUGGAAGUUUAGGGUGAAGCGUGACUUUUUUUCCCUGUUUUUGGGGGGGAGGGAAUCUGUGAGACCUGAGGAGGGGAUGAGGGGAGGGGGAGGUGUGAGGUUUGUGAGGACAAAGAAAAGAGAAGCCGGUCAGGUGUACCGAGUCUCAGUCCAGUGCUGGUCAUGACCACAGCUCCAUGCCGGUAGCUACGAGAAGGGAGCAGACCGAGUGAGGAGCCGCCAAGGGACACAGCGAUGGUGAGGUGCUGGAAGCGUUCAGAAAACCGCCUGGAGGAAGAAGAGUGCACAGAUGGGGGCCCUGAGGAGUCCCCUUUGUUCCACUUCCCGCACAAGGCAUUCUGGGUCAGCCUCUCAGCCUGCCUGCUCCUGGCCAUCCUCGCCCUGGGUUUGACGGGGCACUUCGGGAGGUCUCAGCCUCACUCUCAGCCUUUGCAGACUGUGAGGUUCACUGUUUCAGAUCAGACUGGCGCGCUUAUCAACCAAUCAGCAGUUGUUGACCAGCAGAAUGACCUGGUGACCUUUUCUGUGACCUCGUCGAUGAAUCAGACGUCCACUGUGCUCUUUGAUAUAAAACAUAGUCUGAUAUGCUACAAACCCGUCAGCCAGGAGAGCUGCUUCCUGAGAAAGAUGGAGGAGUCAGACUACAAGAAUGUGAACUCCGUCCUCCACGAGUCGGCACGCAAGAGCCAGUUCCAGCUGUCUGGGAAUGAGACCCAGAGGCAGAUGGAGUUCCUGGGAGUACUGGCAGCCAGUCAGGUGAAUGUGUCCUCGCUGGAGGAGCCUCUCCAGGCCCUGUGUCAGGACAGGUCGGUCCACUGGACCAGGAGGACCGAGGGCCCAGGCAAACAGAGGUUGGUCUACUUCUGCAUCGACAUCUGCUUCCCCAGCAACAUCUGCGUGUCCGUGUGCUUCUACUACCUUCCAGAGUGACUCUGCAUUCUCUCGAUCCUCCCGGCAAAAGAUCAGGGAAACAAAGUUGUCUCUUUUCUUUUUGUUUUUGGCUCCCUCUUCAAGAACAAAAGCGAGCUUUGACUGUUUCCUUUGUGCCAUACAGCCACCAGUAAACCAUUUUCUUCCUUCCGAGAAAGAAGUGAGCUGGAGACAGGCUGUCACAUUUAUCGCCAAAUCCCCAUCAUCACUCUCUUCAUGUAUAAUUCCCUCUCUGGUGGCACGCUUCACAGAUUAAAGAAGAAAGAACCCCCGCCCCCCGUUUUUUUGUUGUAAAUGCCUCUAACUGUAUGUCCUGUAACGGACUGCUGUGUGUAACCGUUCCUGUUACAAUGUGACUGUUUUGUUCUGAGAAUAAAAGACACAACCUGUUGGGUAUAAAGACAUUUCUGUACACCGUUUAUUCAGCAGUCCUCCUCCACAUAAUGAAGAACAGAACAGCUAUUCAAAUAAAUCAUACAUAGCACAUGUAAGAGAUUAGACAAGUCUGCUGCACAUACAAAGCACCUGUGAUUAAUGUGGUCUUUUUUACAAUAAAUAUAGCGCUCUGUAAAAACAGAGUUUUGCAAUUUGAAUAAAAAAACAAACAAACUAUUAUGUCUGCCUCGUCAUUGACAGAUUUCUUUCUGUACGUCUGUGGAAACAAAAUAAGUCCAUUAAAACAGAUUUUAACUUUACAGAUUUUUAUUUUGGCUGUGUCACUCUGCGCAUAUGCCAGAGAUGGCCACUGUGCCCGCUUCCUCAAGUCGAUCACUGUACUGGCGCUGACAUACGUGACA
Oreochromis niloticus (Nile tilapia) is the source of this 4011-nucleotide messenger RNA. It is a transcript of the gene bricd5, whose product is annotated as BRICHOS domain containing 5. The record is from RefSeq and is a predicted model, not a curated record. The transcript is spliced from 6 exons. Lineage: Eukaryota; Metazoa; Chordata; Actinopteri; Cichliformes; Cichlidae. Bases 2519 to 3214 code for a protein of 231 amino acids.